Molecule: messenger RNA, 3046 nt
Organism: Anastrepha obliqua
Lineage: Eukaryota; Metazoa; Arthropoda; Insecta; Diptera; Tephritidae
Exons: 5
Coding region: 722-2380 (552 amino acids)
Biological process (GO): regulation of cyclin-dependent protein serine/threonine kinase activity; mitotic cell cycle phase transition; positive regulation of G1/S transition of mitotic cell cycle
Cellular component (GO): cytoplasm; nucleus; cyclin-dependent protein kinase holoenzyme complex
Molecular function (GO): cyclin-dependent protein serine/threonine kinase regulator activity
Source: RefSeq, a predicted model, not a curated record
UUUGAUUGUCAUAAUGAUCACAGUGACAGUUUUUCUGUCAUGUGCACCGGUUGGUUGUUUGAAAAAGUGUAAUUUGUGAUGUGUUAACUGCAAAUAAUGUGAUUAUCGUGUAGCCAAUAGCUGAGAACACUUUGAAAUCACUUCUGAUAACGAUCGCUGCUGCUUAUUAGUGUAAAUAAAACAAAAAAAGUAGCGCAAUCCUAUUAAGUCUAAAAUCACAAAUAUUGCAUGCUCAACUCGUGAAUACAGGCCAAGAGUGAAAAAAGUUCUUAAAAGUGUGCAAAAUAUAUAACAGCGAGGUGCGGAUAGCAUAUGUUGAGAAUAUAUAAAGAGUAUAGAGCAGCAGUACGUUUGCAACUUUUAUUACUGUGCGAUAGAGUCAAAUCAAGGCAGUGUCCGUAACAGAGGAAGUAAAUUUGUAUUUGCGAAAAUUCGCAACGUUGUACACGAAAAAGAACGGACUUAUUUUUACAGCCAGGAUCUGCUGGCAACAUUUUUGUAAUAAAAACUUUUACCAGGGUAACUUCAAUUGAGUGAUUGUAAAUACAUUGAAAUAUUUUAAGCAAUGUACAGCAUAGUGUUUUAAAAAAAAUAUUGGUGAUUGAAGGCGCAAGACUGAGUGUGUGAUUUUGAGUGUUUGCCUUCAAGCUUGUUUGCUCUUUGCUGUUGACAGAAGCUGUUAUUGUUGUUCGAAAUUUCCUUGCUUUGUUGUUGUAUCAAUAUGGACCUGUUGUGCACUGAAAAUUUAAGGAAUGAUUACGACUGUGAAAUACCGUAUGUGCCUACGCAGACGCGAGCACAUACCUGCACCCAGUCAGAACCGCACCUGAAAUCGCAGCCACCCCCCACAACAGCAGCCCAAGCAGCAGUAGCAAAUGAAGCAGUAGAAACCAGACAGGCAGAUGAUUACAUACCAAAGGAAAAAUUACAACACACAAAUAUGCGAACAAAAGCAAUGCCUGGCGCACCCUCGCCCUAUUCGAACUCCAGUUCGUCACUCUUAUCACCGGGUUCGAGCUCACCCUCGUCUGGUUAUAAUUCGGCAGCAAGUAAUAGUUCACAUGCACAUCAAUCACAUAUGCAUCAUAGCCACCAAUAUCAUCAGGAAGAAGACGCACAAAAGCAUUUACAACCAGAGUAUCGGCAUCAGGAGCAAGAAAUAAAACCACCACACUGCUAUGAAGACCAACAUGAUGGCAACAAUGCUAUAUUUUUAAAGUCGGUGCCAAGUCGGGAUUUGGGUUUCGUAAAUAUCGCCACAGUGGAUCCGAUAUUUCUAACCGAUCGCUGUUUGGAGAAUGUGUUAAAAGCAGAAGAAAAGCUGCCACAACCGGUUUGCACGUAUUUCAAGACGGUGCAGAAAGACAUCACACCGCCUAUGCGCAAAAUCGUCGCAGAAUGGAUGAUGGAGGUUUGUGCCGAAGAGAAGUGUCAAGAAGAGGUGGUGCUACUGGCGCUCAACUACAUGGAUCGCUUUCUAUCGACGAAAUCUGUUACAAAGACACAUCUGCAAAUCUUGGCGGCGGCCUGCCUGCUAUUGGCCUCGAAAUUGCGAGAGCCCAGCUGUCGGGCGUUAUCUGCCGAACUAUUGGUAUUCUACACCGACAACAGCAUAUACAAAGGCGAUUUGAUUAAAUGGGAAUUAUUCGUGCUUAGUCGACUCGGCUGGGAUUUAUCAUCCGUGACGCCUUUGGACUUUCUUGAAUUGUUACUAAUCCGCCUGCCAAUUAUGAGUAAAGAAUGCCCAGAUCUGAGCCUCGAUAAAGUAAGACAACAUGCGCAGGCCUUCAUAUGUUUAGCAGCCAAAGAACAUUAUUUUUCAAUAUAUUCGGCCAGUACUAUUGCCGCCGCGAGUAUCGCCGCUGCCCUGAGCGGUUUGAAUUGGCAUUUACGCACUGGACUAAAAUUGCGUCAUCUAUUAAAUUUGUUGACCGAUUUGACCAGCAUUGAACAGGAAUGUCUCUAUGAGUGCAUGUUAAAGAUGGAAGCCAUUUUCGAAGAGCACAGUCGCAAUCUACAGCCGUACAGCACCGAGGAACCAUAUCAUCAACAACAACAUCUGCAAACCGAGCAGGAUCAUCAUUAUCAGCAACACCAUCAUAACGAGCAACAACUGCCACAGGAUUUACACCAUCACAAUCAUCGUCAUCAUCAGCAGCAGCAACAACAACAUAGAUCAAAGAAUGCCGAACAACAGCAGCAACACAACAACAAGCAUCAGCCACAAGCAAUGGUGGCCGAGCAACAGCAAAAACAGCAGCAGCAGCAGCACGGCUAUCAUCAUAGCACCAGCAGUAACAAUAACGGUGUUAUAAGCGUUGGUAAUACAUCCAAUGUUAGCACCAUUCUGCCUGAUUUGACACAAAGUUGUAAGUUCUAAGUAUGAAAUAGAAGAAAAAAACAAGAAUCUAUAGCAAUAUGGCAUUAAAGGAAUUGCCUCGCGACUUGAAAACCUCGUUCUUCAUAUUCUGACAUAUUUGAAUGUUGAAUAUUAUUUUGAAUUUUAAGCUAUCUCAGCAUUCUUUUUGGAACGCAACAUUUCUUAAAGCAUUUUUCUUUAAAACAAUACAGAAUUCCAAACUGCUUAUUGCAUAGAAAAUAGUUUUGAGCGAAGCCUACAUUUAGGCGCAUAUGCAAAGGCUGUUCAGGCUCAAAAGGCUGUGCAAAUUGAAAACACAGUUGUAGUUGUUACUCGCUAUACAAGAAAGGAAAAAGUCAGUUAUUGUUUGUUAGGUACUCAUGGUUUCCAUAUACAACACGUUUGUUUUUUUUGUGAAAGUUUUCCUUCUACUUGCAAGAAAGUAUAAACUAUUACUCGUUUAUGCUGUUAUUAUUAACUCUUAUCUACUUUAAAACUAUCAAAAAGAAAAACACAAACAAAACAUCAAACUCUUGUCAGUUUAUUUACCUACAUUUAUACUUAGUUAUAUAAGUAAGUUAACCAAAAUUUUCAUAUGGAUUGAAUGAAUGAUUUAGAAUGUAAGCGGAGAUGUACUAAAUGAAUUAGUAUUGCGAAUGAACACAUACAUAUACAAGUUGAUACACA